GUGUCGACAACAACUGGUGAACCCACUAGAGCAGUUUUUGGUUCAUCGACAACAACUGGUGAACCCACUACGACCGUCACUGGUAUGUCGACAACAACUAAUGAACCUUCUACAACCAUCACUGACUCAACAAAAACAACUGGUGAACCCACUACAACAGUCACUAUUGUUUCAACAACAACUGGUGAACCCACUACAACAAUCACUGUUGUGUCGACAACAACUGAUGAACCCACAACAACCAUCACUGAGUCAACAAAAACAACUGGUGAACCCACAACAUCAAUCACUCUUUCAUCAACAACAACUGGUGAACCCACUACGACCGUAACUGGUGUGUCGACAACAACUGGUGAACCCACUACGACGGUCACUGGUGUGUCAACAACAACUGGUGAACCCACUACGACCGUAACUGGUUUGUCGACAACAACUGGUGAACCCACUACAUUAUUCACUCUUUCGUCAACAAAAACUGGUGAACCCACUACAACAAUCACUGUUGGGUCGACAACAACUGAUGAACCCACGACAACCAUCACUGAGUCAACAAAAACAACUGGUGAACCCACUACAUCAAUCACUCUUUCAUCAACAACAACUGGUGAACCCACUACGACCGUAACUGGUGUGUCGACAACAACUGGUGAACCCACUACGACCGUCACUAGUGUGACGACAACAACUGGUGAAACCACUACAACCGCAACUGGUGUGUCGACAACAACUGGUGAACCCACUACCACCGUAACUGGUGUGUCCACAACAACUGGUGAACCCACUACGACCGUAACUGGUUUGUUGACAACAACUGGUGAACCCACUACGACCGUAACUGGUGUGUCGGCAACAACUGGUGAAACCACUACAACCGUCACUGGGGUGUCGACAACAACUGGUGAACCCACAACAUCAAUCACUCUUUCAUCAACAACAACUGGUGAACCCACUACGACCAUCACUGGUGUGUCGACAACAACUGGUGAAACCACUACAACCGUCACUGGGGUGUCGACAACAACUGGUGAACCCACAACAUCAAUCACUCUUUCAUCAACAACACCUGGUGAACCCACUAUGACCGUCACUGGUGUGUUGACAACAACUGGUGAACGCACUACAAUAUUCACUGGUGUGUCGUCAACGAGUGGUCCAUCAACAACUACUGCUACAGCUGCACCCACAACAACAGUCACUAGCGCAUCAAAUGCCAGCCCAACUACAACAGCUACUCCUGUCAUCACUACUGCCAUCAUCACAGCCACAACAGCUGCAACCACCGCUGCUGUAAUCACUAGGGUUCCUGUGGUGUUCCGGUCCAGAGAGACAUUUACCUCUGACCUAUUAAACACAUCAUCUCAGGCCUUUCAAACCCGAGCAUUACUGAUUAAAACUCAGCUUGAACCUUUCUAUCGAACAGCUUUCACCUCUUUCAACAGUUUGACGGUGACAGAAUUCAGCUCUGGAUCCAUCAUCAAUACUAUGAAUUUAGCAUUCAGCUCCUCCUCCGUCCCUAAUAUCACAGAGAUUGGCACUGUUUUGAUAAAUGUUGAGCAUAACAUCACUGCUUUGGACAUUGACCCCUCCUCAGUGACAGUCAACGGCACAGGUAUUGUUCCUCCUACAACUUCUGUUACUACCACUGUGGCUGGUGCUACCACCGCAACAACUGGAAAACCUGUCACUGUUCCUGCUACCGUGCCUACAACUAGGCCCACAACUACAACCACUACAUAUGUGGCCCCCACAACUACAGUGUCAAGGACAACAUCACUACUGUCAACAACUACCAGCACAGCUCCAACUACCACAACAACCAACGCACCAACCACUACUACUACAACACCUACUACUACUACUAGUACAACAACCACUACUACAACACCUACUACUACUACUACUAGUACUACAACACCUACAACUGCACAUCUUCAACCUGCUCCACUGGUGUUUUUCAUCAUACAACAAGUGUUUGUAGAAGCUUUAAAUGACCCUCAAAGUACACAAUUCCAAGAACUUGCAGUAACUAUUACUGCAGUGUUUGAUGUGAUCUACAAAGCAAAAUAUGGGAUCCUCUUCAUCCGGACGAUUGUUGUUGGAUUCACACCUAUUUUCCGUUCCCGUAUGGAUGCAGAAACACAGGCAGAGGUCCAACUGGUGUUCAAUGAGACCUCCACUCAAUCUGUCCCUGAGGUUACUGACAUUAGCAAUACACUGAAAGAGGCUGUGACGAAUCCAAACAUUACCUUUGGCAACCUCUCUGUGGAUGUUACCACCAUCACUGUUAAAGUGCCCACCACAAAUGCCAACACAACUACAAUGGCUACUCCUGUCAUCACUACUUCCAUCAUCACAACUACAACCACUGAAACUGCCGCUGUGGCACUCACUAAGUUGACUGUGGUGUUCCGGUCGAGAGGAGAGACGUUUACCUCUGACCUAUCAAACCCAUCUUCUCAGGCCUUUCAAAGCCGAGCAUUACUGAUUAAAACUCAGCUUGAACCUUUCUAUCGAACAGCUUUCACCUCUUUCAACAGUUUGACAGUGACAGAAUUCAGCUCUGGAUCCAUCAUCAAUACUAUGAAUUUAGCAUUCAGCUCCUCCUCUGUCCCUAAUUCCAUGGAUAUUGGCACUGUUUUAAAAAAUGCUGCCCAAAAAAUCACAGCUUUCAACAUUGACCCCACCUCAGUGACAGUCAACGGCACAGCUGUGACCUCAAGUGGAGGAAGCAGCAAGACAAGUCUCUUCACAGCAUUCUUUCUGGUGGUUCUGUCGCUUCUACUGUCAAGCCAGCAUUAGUCUCAGUGGUAAAGCCCACUAAAAACACUAUUUCACUCACUGGCAAGCAGCAGAACGAAAUAGUGAUGGUAGUCAUAUUUUCACUUUGAGAACUUCCCACACAUUCCAACCCCUGACCCAAUUCCACACAUGAUUUGAAUAGUGUCCAAAAAUUAAAUGAAGUCUUGUUAGCUGACAUAAGAUACAGUAUAUGUGGCAGUUGAACACAACGAUGUGAUAUAAUUACUGCCUAUUCAGUCAAAAUGUGUAAGUGCUUGGGUUUCCAUCAUAAGUCAAUGUUAUUUCCAUGCAAUGACAAAUAAUGUUUGAUUUAAUAUGCACUUAAGGUUAUUUUUGAUUUGCUCUGUUGCUGAUAUGAACUAAAACGUUGAUUCACUCUGUCACUGAUAUGAAGUAAAACAUUGAUUCACUCUGUUGCUGAUAUGAAGUAAAACAUUGAUUCACUCUGUCAUUGAUAUGAACUAAAACGUUGAUUCACUCUGUCAUUGAUAUGAACUUAAACAUUUAAUCACUCUGUUGCUGAUAUGAACUAAAACGUUGAUUCACUCUGUCAUUGAUAUGAACUUAAACAUUUAAUCACUCUGUUGCUGAUAUGAACUAAAACAUUUAAUCACUCUUUUGCUGAUAUGAACUAAAACAUUUAAUCACUAUGUUGCUGAUAUGAACUAAAACAUUGAUUCAUUCUGUUUGCUGAAAUGAACUAAAACAUUUAAUCACUCUUUUGCUGCA
This is a messenger RNA of Salvelinus fontinalis (brook trout), 3528 nucleotides long. Its product is annotated as mucin-2-like. The transcript has 10 exons. The coding region runs from base 85 to 2799 and encodes 904 amino acids. The record is from RefSeq and is a predicted model, not a curated record. NCBI's taxonomy places the organism in Eukaryota, Metazoa, Chordata, Actinopteri, Salmoniformes, Salmonidae.